AUCACCUGUUCUAACCAUAGUUCUGCAGCUAUUAAGAUAUAUGUAAUUCUUUCACUUUGUGUUACAGAUCCCAAUGGAAUUGUAAUAUGACAGAAGAUCAUAGAAAACCAGUAGGCUUCUAGCUUUACCAGUCUCUUUCAGACUUAGCCAAAAAGUUGUUGUUCUCAUGUAAAAGUUAUCUAGUGGACUUGGGUGAGUUUUGGGAGGGCAGCAACUUGAGUGAUUCUUGGCAGGCAGAGGGGUGGAUGCCUGGAUUUCAGUCCUCAAAUGGCAUCCUUUGUGUUGAGUAACCUGUGCCUGUCUCACCGUUACAUUGUUUGAUUUAGAUUGAAGUUGUCAUCAAUAAAAAAUGCAUUUAAAAAAAUCUUAGUGCUUUGUUAAAAGGAGCCCAGACAAAGCAGUGGCAAAAAGUUAAGUGGAAGGUGCUGCUUUGGGCAUUACUCACAGCCUGGCUUUAAUUGACUUGCAGGAGUGCAGAAGUGAUGUUUAUGCAUAAUCAUUAGCACAAUAUUCUUAACAAUAAGGUCAGUGAUUACUUGUAUUUAUUUAUGUGGCCUAUGGCGCUGCACUUUAAUGCUAGGGAAGAAUUCAGUUGUAAUUCCCUGGGAGAUCUGAGGUGGCUUAAUCUGAAUCGCUAUCGUUGAGGUUUCUGCUUGUUUCUCAUGCUCUACUUUGAGCAGGUGAUUAUAUAUAGGCUUGGCUGUUAGUGUUGACAGCCGUAAAGCUAUAUUUGAAAGAAGCCAGGAACAUGGGAUAUUACUCUUCAGGCUUUAAUAUUUGACAGUUACAGCAGUUCAAAGUUCAGUACAGAACCUCUUAUUUGUAGUAAUGAUUAUGUGAAGGGAGACAGCGUGCAGAGCUCUUUAUUUUUGGAGGCAGGAGGGAGAUCCAGAAUACUUGAAGAUUCAAAACAUGAAAUGCUUUAUAACUGUUUUGUAGUCAUAUCUGUUUUUGUUUGUCAAAAAAAUGGGGGAGGAGGAAAAGAAGGAAGCUUGCAAGGCUCUCUUCAGCUGAUGCUUUAAACUUGGCUUUUCAGGUGUGAUUUUUGAUACAGUAUGUCAGAGAAAUAUGGAAUUUGGAAAAUGAUGUUAGUGCCAUGAUGCUGGGAAAACAUGCAAGCGGUCACAAUGUAUGCAUGUGUGGAACAACCUUUAUAAGUGAUGUUGAUAGUAGGAAAGAAAUGAUUAGCAAGUCUGAGGAUUCUGCUGAAAAUAGUCGUCUGUCCUGAACCAGCUUUGUAUAAACUCCUCCUGGUCCUGCAGCUGGAGAUGGAGAAACUUCUCAACACUUAACUGACGUAUUGCCACAGUGAAGGAAAAGCAUAACCAGUUCACCAAUGAAAAAGACAGGGUUUGCUGCUUUAAUAAACAAAUAAGCUUAGUUUUUCACCGAAGAUGCUAGGGAAACACCAAAAACCCCAUAUGGAAACACAGCAUAGUGCUUACAGUCAGUGCUGCAGCAGGAAGGAGCUGCUGAGGCUGAGUCCUUUCAGUGCUGCCGCCUCGUUCAGCUCCUGCAAAAGCACCAACUCAUGGCCCAGGACAGUAGGACUGGUGAGAUAGGCCAUGGUGUGACAUUACUGCUGGUAAUACUGAUGGAUGUGGGAAUGUGGAAGGGUUGGGUGGGCCCUGCUGGGCUUUGGAAGGGAGAGAUUUUCUCACAGCAGUCCAGGGGAAGGAGCCCAAUACAGCCUGGAUGCCAGUGAGUGUUAGUGAAGCUGUCAGGUCCUCUCAGCAUCAAUCUGCUGUUCCUGAUGCCUUUCUGCUGUUGGGGAAAACGUUGUGUUGAGAGAUUAGAGGAGCUGGAGAUUGGGAGAGGCAGGGUGGCAUCUGUUUGUGUUCUAGGCAUGUGCCAAGGGGUUUUAGCUUUACAUUUCUGCGGAUGUGCUGGAGUGAUGCCCUGUGCCCGUGGGUGCAUUUACCAGGCAGCAUUUCCUGCAGUGGGAGGCUUUGCUGCCAGGUGAGAAUUCAGUGGAGAUUCGGUUCAUCAGAAAUCACUGGCAAUAAAAGGGAAUUAAUACUGUAUUUUUCAAUCAGAAAUUUUCUCUGUAGGUACAGCGAGUGAGGGUGAAGAACUCAGAUAAAACCUUGUUGUCCCCACUGGAUGUCAUGUGCUGCUUUUCAGGUUUACAUCUUCUAUGCUAUGGGCAGGUGGCAAAAUAAAACUGCGGUGGCUGAUAUAGUUAACUGCCUAUACCUUUAGUUACCUUAUCUGUCCUGCUUCUGUGGCAGCUACAAAGAAGGUACCUCAUUCUUCAGUCUGUGGCAUAGAAUUUUCUGCUGUCCCUCAUUUGAAGUAGCAGUUUGAGAGAGGGAUGAGCUGCAUAAAUACUGCAUGGUGCUUAGAGCCAAAGAGGUACAUGGUUUCCCUUGAGAGACCAGUUUUGCAGACUAACUUUUGUCAGGUAAUUCUGAAGACAAGCUCUUUCUAGCUUUUAUUCCGUUUUUCCCUUGUAUGCUGAUGAAAGCAUCAGACCCAUCCUCUCAGCAAAAGCAGCUCAGGGUUGCAUUGUUGCAGUUAUCCUUUAGCAGAGUCACAGAUACUGCUCUUUAGGAGAGCUUUUUAGAUUAAGCAGGAUGCAAGAUUUACUUCAGGGUAGUGAGGAUUUAUCAGUUCUGUGUAGAUGUAUUCUAGGAACGGUGUGAGUUGUGGGCUGCUGACAGAAGCGUUUUUUUUGUAAGCAUCCUCCAGAAGACUUCCUACGAGAUGGUAGUGUAAAACUGUACAUGCACUCACUUUCACUCAUCAUUGAGUUUUCUUUGAUGUCUUUGAUCUGAAGUGUUUCCCUUUCAAAAUAUUUCUGGUGUUACUUUCCCUGAGCUGUUAAUUUGUAUCUUCCUAGUAACGGUCUCCUUCAUUAGAGGUACCAGGGACAGGCAGAAUGCAUGGUUGGCCUUGAUCUGAAGGCUCUUUCCUAACUAAAUGAUUCUGUGAUUCUCAGCGUUUUCUUAGAGCAAGUCCAGUGAUACUGAGAGCUUUUCCUUUUUAAAAAGGCAAUUAAUUAGAAAUGUUGUACUUCAAGCAGUAUUUUCUCAGCGUUAGAUUAUGUGGUUAUGUACUGUGGGCACUGGCUUGAGCAGGCUGUUAAAUAAGCGGUGAUCCAAGUGUCUUCUUGAGUUCUGACCAUCUGAAGCUGAACCUGUAAUACCUGCACAGAUGGAUGGUGAUAGCUCCACGACGGAUGCUUCUCAGUUAGGAAUUGCUGGAGAUUACAUUGGUGGCAGUCACUACGUGAUACAGCCUCACGAUGACACAGAAGACAGCAUGAAUGAUCAUGAAGAUACAAAUGGUUCAAAAGAGAGCUUUAGAGAACAAGAUAUCUAUCUUCCAAUUGCAAAUGUGGCAAGGAUAAUGAAAAACGCCAUACCCCAAACAGGAAAGAUUGCUAAGGAUGCAAAAGAAUGUGUGCAAGAGUGUGUAAGUGAAUUCAUCAGCUUUAUAACGUCAGAAGCAAGUGAGAGGUGUCACCAAGAGAAAAGAAAGACCAUCAACGGGGAGGAUAUUCUCUUUGCCAUGUCUACCUUGGGAUUUGAUAGCUAUGUUGAGCCUCUGAAGUUAUACCUCCAAAAAUUCAGAGAGGCAAUGAAAGGAGAAAAGGGAAUUGGGGGAACAGUUACAACUGGAGAUGGUUUAAGUGAGGAGCUCACAGAAGAAGCAUUUACUAAUCAGUUGCCAGCGGGCUUAAUAACUACAGACGGCCAGCAGCAGAAUGUUAUGGUCUAUACAACAUCGUAUCAGCAGAUCUCCGGUGUUCAGCAAAUUCAGUUCUCAUGAUUUGAAGAAAACUUUGGAUCUGGGAACGCGAGAUGCAGAAGCUGUGCAACUCUAAUGAAAAGACAGUUUUAAUGACUGGUGAAGAGAUUUCUCUCUUUGUAUAUUAAAUAGCUGUAAUGUAGCUACCUGAAGCUUGACUAAUUGAGGUAUGAAUUCAGACUCAAAUCUUUUUCAUGAAUAAUUUUAAAGAAACAAAUUGGAUUUUAAAGGUAUUAAAGUAUUUUUGUUUUGUACAAGAGUUUGUUGCUCUGUAUAACUCCUGUAUGCAUUGUAUAUUGCAAUUUAUUACUGUCAGAGAUUUGUAGACAGUUUCUUAUUUUCAUAUUGAAUCAUGUUACUUUUGUAAUUCAGGUAAACAGCUGGGUUAAUUCAUGUUUACCCUUUGAAUAAAAUGGUAAGGGUAAAGUUCA
Centrocercus urophasianus (Greater sage-grouse) is the source of this 4184-nucleotide messenger RNA. It is a transcript of the gene NFYB, whose product is annotated as nuclear transcription factor Y subunit beta. The transcript is spliced from 7 exons. Gene Ontology annotation, cellular component: nucleus; CCAAT-binding factor complex. Gene Ontology annotation, molecular function: RNA polymerase II cis-regulatory region sequence-specific DNA binding; DNA-binding transcription activator activity, RNA polymerase II-specific; protein heterodimerization activity. The coding region runs from base 3157 to 3774 and encodes 205 amino acids. The record is from RefSeq and is a predicted model, not a curated record. NCBI's taxonomy places the organism in Eukaryota, Metazoa, Chordata, Aves, Galliformes, Phasianidae. Gene Ontology annotation, biological process: regulation of transcription by RNA polymerase II.